GCAUUUUUACAGUUUUUCUUAGCUCUAUAUAAACUCAAAAUUGCCAUGAAAUAACUGAUCAAAUAACUCAAAAUCAAAAGAAAAAUGGCAGAAGAAGAUUGGGAUGAUAUUUUCACAAAUCUUCAAAUGAGUGCAUAUAAAAAACCCAUUUCCAGACGUAUUCAACGAUUCGCCGCUAGACAAUUUUGGGCAGAAGAAAAAACUGAUAUUGGAAGAGAUAAUCAAGAUUACGUCGAAAAUAUGUUUAGAAUUGAAGAAACAAUUGAAAAUGCUGAGCUCACCAAUCAACUUUCUUCAAGAACAACCCAACAUCCAUGGCUUCUUGAAGCUCGUCAUACUGCAAUUCACCACAUUGUUCAUACAGGAGGACCUUUUGGAGUGAAAAAAGUCACAGUUUAUACAGCAGUGGUUUAUGUCGAUAGGUUUCUUUCAUCAAUGCCAAUACAAAAUGAAAGAUUCAAUGCAGCAAAGUUAUUGGGAAUUGCAUGUCUAUAUUUAGCUUGUGAGCAAUUGGAGGAAGAUGAAGUUCAACCAGGUUUAUCAGAUUAUUCGAGUUCUACGAAAUGUUGUGGAAGAAUCAUAACGGAGAUGAGAAAUCGUGUUGUUGAACAAUUUAGAGGGAUUGUUACUUUUGUUACUCCAAUUCAGUUCAUCAAAUAUUUCUUGUCAAGAUUCUGCAGAGAUAUUUCAAGAAAAGUGUACGCCAAAUCCAAAACUAUUGAAAUCAUUAUGAGUACAAUUGGAGAUUUGAGGUUAAUGAGUCUUAGAGCAUUUGUAGUAGGGGCAGCAGCAGCAUUAUUAGCAUCAAAUACAAAUAUAUUGACACAUGAAAUGAUAAGGGAUGAGAUCAAUGCAUUGCCUCAAAAUUGGCUUAUUCCACUUGAUGAGGUGUGUUCUUGCUAUAAUCGUUUGUUAGAGACCAACAUGCACAAACUUCAGAUAAAUUUGAACUGAUUUUCACUACCAAUUCUGGAAGCAAAUUAUAGAUAUAUUGUUAGUGUGAUUUAUAUAGACAAUAAUUAGCUGAUUUUUGUAAU
Molecule: messenger RNA, 1037 nt
Organism: Solanum pennellii
Lineage: Eukaryota; Viridiplantae; Streptophyta; Magnoliopsida; Solanales; Solanaceae
Product: cyclin-D5-2-like
Exons: 5
Coding region: 85-954 (289 amino acids)
Biological process (GO): regulation of cyclin-dependent protein serine/threonine kinase activity; mitotic cell cycle phase transition
Cellular component (GO): cytoplasm; nucleus; cyclin-dependent protein kinase holoenzyme complex
Molecular function (GO): cyclin-dependent protein serine/threonine kinase regulator activity
Source: RefSeq, a predicted model, not a curated record